Messenger RNA from Caenorhabditis angaria, 1182 nucleotides. The record is from the annotation of a GenBank genome assembly. Lineage: Eukaryota; Metazoa; Nematoda; Chromadorea; Rhabditida; Rhabditidae.
AUGAGCUCGAGUUUACAACAAUACUUCAAUGAGCAAUUCGCAAAAUGCUCUGCUGAAUCAAUUUUGGCACGUGAGAAUUUCAUGUCCUGGACAGCUCAUGCGUUAACCUUGAUCGCAUUUCCACUCAACUUCCUCUCACUUUUUUGUAUCAUUUUCAAAACUCCCGAAAAAAUGCGAUCUAUGCGAAAUAGUAUGUUAUAUUUUCAAUCCAUGUGAGUCAGCCAGUCUCGAAAAAAUUAUAAAUUCCAAGACUAAUUUCAGCUGUGCUUUUAAUGAUAUUUUAUUUUCAAUCUUUAUGUGCCCAUUCAUAUUUUACCCGUAUUGUGCUGGUUUCACAAUUGGACUUUUGAAUGAUCUAAAUGUGCCGGUCUCUGUGCAAUUUUGUUUCGGAGCUGGAGUUGUGACUUGUGAGUUGAAGCAAAGUUCGAUCUUCUCAACAAAAAAAAUAUAUAUUUUCAGCAACAGGCCUGGCAAUUCCAAUAGUUCUCGAAAGUCAACAUCACACUCUAGUCAAAAACUACCGACUCAGCGAUUUUUCUCGCAAAAUUUUCAUUGGAAUAAACAUCUCAAUGGCCUAUAUUCUAUUGUUCCCAAUGGUUCUUAUAGCUCCAGACCAAGACUGGGGAAGACUGGAAAUGCUCAAGAAGUUACCGUGUCCAGCAAUAGAAUUUUUCCAACAUGAUAUCUUUGUUCUCGCCAUUGACAACACCGCAAUGGCUGCUUUUAUGACAGUAGCCUGUCUUUUCGCAAUAUCUUCCGCGGUUUUUUUCACAAGUCAUUCAAUCUUCGAACUCACUAAAAAACGGGUGGAUAUUUCUACGGCGACUAGAAAACUUCAACAAAAAUAUUUCAUCAAAGUUUUUAUUCAAAUCGCUACCCCAGUUUUUAUUAUGAUUUUCCCACUAAUUUAUUUGAUUACGGCGAUGCGCAACAAUUAUUACAAUCAAGGUAAGAAAGAUCAAAGAAUUUUUCUUGCAAUUCAAUUGUAUUUUUCUAGCUGCCAAUAAUUUAUGCGUUCUAAUAAUCCUAUUCCAUGGUGUAAGUGCCACAACAAUCACAAUAUUUACCUACAAACCAUACCGAAGAUCAGUUCUCCGAUUAAUUUCUUGUGGCUAUUAUAGACCAGAUGAUCAAAGAAAACUAUUCAAAGUUUCACUAAAGCUAGAAAAGUUACAAAUAUAA